CGAAAACGAGGAAUGAUGAUAGUCCCUUGAAAGUUCAGAGUAGUGGCCAUGAUGUUUGAUGCGAGUCACGAGGCGGCGAGUUGCAAUUACAGUAUCAGCGUUGAGCUCAGGCUGCGGCUUACGCGAUUCAGAAGCGUAUGUGGUACCUGUGAUGGCAGAAUGCCGUCGCCGAGUCUGUACCCUGAGGGCGCAUAUAAAUGAUGUUAUGAAGACCAACUCGCUUCUCGUAUUCUCUUUCUUGCCUCCCCAACAACAAAUUUCAAUUAUCAUGUCUAUCAACGGUGUCCUUGUAAAUGUGCGUGACCCUGAUUUCGUGUUGGGGACGCACAGAGACGGUGUGCACACGAAGGUCGAAGGCCAGGCCUUCAAUCAGACUGACAAUCAGAGGUGGACCUCGAGAUAUACGUAUGUCAAAGAAACAGACACGCGUCUGUGGUCGGUCCAGAACAAGGAUACUGGAGAUUGCUUGUCAUGGAACUCGGACAAGCAAGUCAUCAUGAGCGAGACUGAGCACUGGUGGAAAUUGGUCUUCGUAGGCGACAAUGUCGCAUUCCAAAUCCCCCAUGACUCCAAGGACGAUCAAAGCGUCUAUACUUUGAAACUUGAAGAUAAUGGAUCGGUCACCAUUGAGGACCAGCAGGAGCCACUCAUCAAAAGGCAGUUGUGGAUGAUCCAGGAUAAAUGAGCAUGUACCUGAAGGAUUUCCUCUAGCUGGUUUGCCAGUAUGUUUCUAUGUGCUUGUUGCAAUUGUCACGGAGAUUAGGCUGCAGCCCGCUGUUUUUUAUGUUGUUCAUACAAGUAUACAUUGCUGUCCGCCGCAGCACAUAGCACGCAUAUGGUUGGGCAUGGUCCGCAAAUGUAGCCUCUGUGAAUGUGAGGCGUUACACAAAUUAGAAUUACCCGCAUCAGUCAACAGACAUUCAAGGCAAGUGAUGGAACAUGGAAGUGCUAGGCGUAGCAAUCGUUCUGUAAAAAACCCGAUUAAUGAAACUCCUUCAGUAGUGCCAGACUCGAGCUGCGUAAGAAAUAUAGACAUGGGCAGCACAAAAUGAAACCUUGAUCAGAAUGGAAAGCUCGAUGGCCAUUUAC
Molecule: messenger RNA, 1089 nt
Organism: Suillus fuscotomentosus
Lineage: Eukaryota; Fungi; Basidiomycota; Agaricomycetes; Boletales; Suillaceae
Exons: 5
Source: RefSeq, a predicted model, not a curated record